Messenger RNA from Closterium sp. Naga37s-1, 351 nucleotides. The record is from the annotation of a GenBank genome assembly. Lineage: Eukaryota; Viridiplantae; Streptophyta; Zygnematophyceae; Desmidiales; Closteriaceae.
AGCCAUGAUGUGGUUGAUUUGCUGCCCGGCCACGUCUGGCACAUCAUCUUCCGCUGCCUGCUGCAGCCACCGGCCGAUCCUGCUAAGCAGCAGCAAAAACAGGAAUACUCUAUUUCUUUGGAGGAAGCAUCAUUGCGGGGAGAACUGAGCAGUUUGUGUGACUUUGUUGCUUUGCAGCAGCAUCAGUCUGAUUCGCCUGACACACAUGAGAUUGAAGAAGACAAUGAGGAGAACCCACUUUCUGCCAGGGAGCAGCAUGAGAAGGAUUCGAGGCGCUUCGGCUCCUCCUGGCAUGUGCUGCGCUUCGCCAUGGCCAGCAAGAGGCUUCUCCACCAUGUCUUCUCCUUCUCC